Messenger RNA from Aspergillus saccharolyticus JOP 1030-1, 4894 nucleotides. RefSeq names its product sister chromatid cohesion factor PDS5. The record is from RefSeq and is a predicted model, not a curated record. The transcript is spliced from 3 exons. Gene Ontology annotation, biological process: mitotic sister chromatid cohesion; DNA repair. The coding region runs from base 6 to 4580 and encodes 1524 amino acids. Gene Ontology annotation, cellular component: chromatin; nucleus. NCBI's taxonomy places the organism in Eukaryota, Fungi, Ascomycota, Eurotiomycetes, Eurotiales, Aspergillaceae.
CCACGAUGCCCGCGCGCACUCGUCAAGGUCCCUCCGUCGCGACGGAGGUCGUGGACCACGAAGAGAUCUCCGGUGGUCUGCGCCGUCUCAAGUUCAAUGAGCCGCUCUCCUGGCGCGUGGGACGAUCCGCCAUUCCCGUGGCCGACCUACUUCAACGAUUGCAGACUCUCGCGCAGGAGCUUCGCAAACUCGAGCAGGAGGAAAUUGACACUGAUUCACUCAAGAAGGUGUCGCAGGAGCUCGCCACCGCGCAUCUUCUGGGACACAAGGACAAGGGUGUAAGGGCAUGGACCGCCUGUUGCAUCGUCGACGUUUUGCGCCUAUGUGCUCCUGACGCGCCUUUCACCGCCAACCAACUGAAGGACAUCUUUACUUCAAUAGUCACCUCUAUCAUCCCCGCAUUAGGGGACCCGUCCAAUCCUUACAAUGCCCAGCAUGUUUACGUCCUGAAUUCUCUCGCUGAAGUCAAGAGCAUUGUGCUCAUGACCGACAUAGAUCAUCCAGACACCCUGAUCAUCCCGUUGUUCACGAGUUGCUUCGACAUCGUCUCGGGAUCCGCUAAGAACUCCACCGGGGAGGAAGUCGCCAAGAACGUUGAAUUCGAUAUGACCCGCCUCCUCGUAACGGUGAUUGACGAAACGCCCGUUCUGGCGCCCGAUGUUGUGGAUGUCAUCGUCGCGCAAUUUUUGCGCAUCGAUCCCCGCGCCAUGGAGUUGCCGAACAAGAGAGGAAGAAAAGACGAUACCCCGGUCGACGCCAAACAGGGCACGCUACUACUCAAGGACUACCCUCCCGCAUACAACAUGGCCAAGGCAAUCUGCCAAGCUUGCCCGGAGAGGAUGACGAGCCACAUCAGCCAGUAUUUCAAUAAUGUCAUCAUCGACGCUUCGGCGACUGCACCCGGCACAAACGGGUCCUCGAAGGCUGGCCACCGAAGGCCAAACCUCGAUGACUCGGAUGAGGAAGGGGAGGAUAUCAAAGAGCUGAGCAAAGCACAUCGCCUGAUCCGCGAGCUGUGGAAAGCAUGCCCGGAGGUCUUGCAAAAUGUCAUCCCCCAAUUGGAGGCCGAAUUAUCUGCAGAGUCUCUAUCCUUGCGCUUGCUCGCCACCCAGACGAUCGGUGAUCUGACGGCGGGAAUCGGGGUUGCUGGUCCACCCCCGCCUCCGCCAAUGGAUCCUGCAGCCUAUCCACCUGUGACCCUGGCUGAGUAUGCUCAGACCGUUCCUCAGCCCAGCGUUCUUCUGACGCCAUUCUCCUUAAAGCCAUUCUCCCAGAUGCACAGCUCCACCUACGAAAGCUUUCUCAGCCGGCGGCUUGAUAAGUCGGCUUCGGUCCGCGCGGCUUGGGUCACUGUCGUGGGUCGGAUUCUGCUUACGUCUGCUGGUGGUUCGGGGCUGAGCGAGAAUGAGGAGCAGAGCCUCAUCAAGAAUGUCGCGACCAUGCUUCGCGAUGCCGAUGACAAAGUCCGUGUAGCUGCCGUGGAUGUGAUCGGCAGCUUUGGCCUGCCGUAUGUGGUGAAUAAGCUUGGUGUCAGUGGGGGCUUUUCGACUCCGGAUUCAGUGUUGUAUGUCCUUGCUGAGCGAGUCAAAGACCGCAAACCGCAGGUGCGGGAGCAUGCAAUGAAGACCCUCGCCCGAAUCUGGGCUGUCGCAGCGGGCGAGAUUGAGCGGGACGAUGAAGUGGUCGCCCCUCUGCUCAAGGAUGGACCGUCCAAGAUAUUCGACGCAUUUUAUACCAAUGACCAGGACAUUCACGUCUUGAUUGACCGUGUUCUGUUCGAAAUCUUGCUGCCGCUCAAUUAUCCUCCUGUGAAGCAAAAGGGAACCCGCAGCAGCUCAACGCAAUCACAGAAGCAGAAGGGAUCCCAGGCACAGGACGCCGAUGCUGAGGUCGAUGUGGACAAGGUCCGCACCCGUCGUAUCCUGACCCUCCUGAGGGGCAUGGACGACAAGGCAAAGAAGGUCUUCUUCGCGAUGCAGGCCCGUCAGAUUUCCAUGAGGACAGCGAUGACCAUCUACUUGCAGGCCUGUGAGGAUUACAACGGUGGGGUGAUGGAGAAGGAUCAAGACCGGAUUCAAGCGCAGUUAAGCAAAGUCAUUGAGACAAUUUCCAAGACGUUCCCUGAUCCAUCCAGGACGUCCGCGGAUCUGUGGAAGUUUGCUAAAGUGCAUGACCGACGAGGCUACCAGCUGAUCCGCUUCGCCAUGGCCGCGGUCAGCGAUUAUCGGACGGUGAUCAAGGCCAUCAAAGAGCUCGCAAGGAGGAUACAGAGUGCCAACAAUACCCCACUCCUCGAGACCCUUACCCCUUUACUGUAUCGCAGUAGUUCACUCGUGUUCAACCGGAGCCACAUUCCGGCAGUCAUGAGUCUUUCAAGGACUGACGAGAAUGGAUUGGCAAACCCUGCUCACGAGAUGUUGCGAGAAAUCUCCUCUCGCAAUCCCGAGGUGCUGGAAGCGCAGGUUCAGGAGAUGUGCAAAGACCUUGAAUCCCAGGCGCCGGGCGCCACUACGAAGGAUAGCGCGGGGACAGAGGAGAUUCUCAAAGCAUGCGCCGGCUUUGCGAAGAAGUUGCCUUCUAAGCUGCCCAAGGAGCGGAAAUUCUUCCAGGCCCUCGUCAACUAUGCGCUCCACAGCCCUUCGCCCAGGGCCGCCAAACAUGCUGUUUCCAUCCUGAUGGCCGUGGCCGACAAGAAGGAGAUGUACGCCAAGGACCUAAUUGACAAGUGUGUUUCAGACUGGACUUACGGGUCUGAUCGCUUCCUUACCAAGCUCGCCACCUUGUCCCAGCUCAACCUGUUGGCAUCGAAGGAGGCGGACGAUGAGCGUGAAGCCAUCAUCUCGAUCUCAGUCAACCAGGUGCUGCUCUCGAAUCGGUCACCACAACCGAAUGCUGGAUACUCGUGGUCGGACUCUGUAGAUGACGAGACGGCUGCCAAAGAAUGGGCUCUCAAGAUCAUUGUCAAUCGUCUACGCGCUAAGGAUGCUUCGGAUGAUGCGGACGACUUCCGUGCUCAUGCCGAGCCUGUGUAUGACACCUUGAACAAACUCGUGAUGAAUGAUGGGGAACUUUCCACCAAGAAAGACACCCCAGCCACUCAGAAGCCUAGACUGCGUCUUCUCGCAGCCAGGUCGCUGCUGAAACUGUGUGCCAGCCACGGGCUUUGCGACCAAAUGCUGACGCCCAAAGACUUCAAUGCAAUUGCGCUCGUCGCACAGGACCCUGUCCUCGAGGUCCGGAGUGGAUUCAUUAGUCAGCUCAAAAAGAAGCUCGUACAACAAUCACAUCUGAGCUACCGUUGGUACACAGUACCUUUCUUGCUGGCGUUUGAGCCACAUGCUAGCCUGAAGGAGAGCACUCUCACCUGGCUUCGCUCGCGGGCAGCGUUCUUCUCUCAGCAAAUGAAUGGCAAGCGAAGCGACCAGCAACCAGUCAUGGAGUCUCUAUUCUCGCGCCUUCUCUCUCUUCUUGCUUACCACCCCGAUUAUCCUCCUGCCGAUAUGGACGACUCCACCCGGAUUGAGGAGUUGACCGACUUUGCACGCUACAUCUUGUUCUACCUUCAAGCCGUGGGCAACGAACACAACCUGUCGCUGAUCUUCCACAUCGCGCAGCGGGUCAAGCAGACACGGGACGGCAUCACUAAGUCCGAUGAAAUCAGCACGCGCCUUCACACGCUCUCGGACCUCGCCCAAGCGACCAUCCGUCGGUUCGCCGAUAUCUACGCUCAACAGCGCCGGUUCGGCGGUGCAGGCGGCGGCGGCGCCAGCAUCCUGCAGACCUACCCGGGCAAGAUGGGCGUGCCAAGCUCAAUCUUCGCUCCAAUGGGCAGCCAUCGCGAAGCGCAAGAGGUCGCAGAUAUGAACUUCUUCCCCGAAGAUGGCGAAGAUCUGCUGGACCGUGUCGUCCGAUCCGUCAUGAAGACGAAGAGCGGUUCUCACGGCGCCGCGAAGAAGAGAAAGACCGACUCGAACGAGGCGGGCGGCGAUACCGGCUCCGCCAAGAAGCCGAAGAAGGAGAGCAAAGAGAAGCCGGCGCGGCCUCCCCGCAAGUCCUCGGGCUCGGCUGGGACGUCCAAGGCGCCGAGGCGGAAGAAAAAGGAUGAGGACGGGUGGACGUCUGAUGGUGGGGGUGCGGCCGAGGCCAGUUCUGCUGCAGCUGCAGCUGCUCGUAGACGUAGCAGCCGAGGAGCCUCGAGGAGGAUCAGCUACGCCGAUCGAGACAGUGAUGAGGAUGAUCUGGAGAUGGAUGACUGGGAUCAGGGAGAGGCUCAAGAGGAAGACCAGGAAGAGGCAGAAGAAGAAGAAGAGGAGGAGGAGAAGGAGUCGGAGAACGAGGAGCUAUCUGAGGCCGCCGACGUCGACGACGCGGACGAGACCGCCCAAGAAAACCAGAAACCCCAAGCGUCAGACAAACGGCCAACAACAGACGACCUUGAUGAGAUUUCCGACUCGAGCCUCAGCUCGCCAUUAUCAUCGCCACCCCCGAUCUCGCCGCCGAAGAAAGCCACGGGCGGUCGAGGCGCGGCACGGGGAAAGGGAAGCGCCACUCUGGCCACACGGCGGUCAUCCCGGAGAUGACGAUGAUCAAGGGACGAUGAUAAUGAGAACAUAUUUGUGCUGAGUAGCUAGACGUUGCCAAUUUAGUUGCCAGACAUGGACUAUCCAUCUCAAGGGUUGAAGAGUGAGAGAGCAAGCUCGGACGGACACUUCUUCUCGCAGGGGACGAGCCCGAUCUCAUGUUUUAUUCAUGUGUCUAUUUUAUCCUGCUCUAUCUAUUCAUAUCUCUCGGCGGCGGGCAGUGAAUCCUGGGGAAGGGAAUCAGGGUCAGGGGGGCAGGGUGUGUAUGUGAGUGCGGCGAUUGAUGUCUACUCCUAUCAGAAUCCCAUGUAUAG